GAGAUAAUUUUGAAUCAAUCCAAUCAAUCGAGCAGCAAAAGCUAAAACCACUCAAAAAAAACAUAUAAAAACCCGAACUUUGAUUUUCAAGUCAAAAAAGGAAGCCCUCCUUUCUUUUUCUUUUCGCUUAACUUCUACUACAAAAAAAUUAAAAUGGCCGGUGUUCGUUUUGCUUGUUGUGUAGCUUUGCUUGUUUGUUUCCAAACGCUUGUUUCUGCCCAUUUUACUUUAACCUACCCUUCCAGCCGAGGAUUCGAUGAUACAAAGGAAGCCACUGCUCCAUGUGGUGGAUUCGAUACACCCAGCGCUCAACGUGUUCAAAUUCCUUUAGACGGUGCCUUCAUCGAAAUCAAUUCCGGUCAUACCUCUUAUACCUACAUCGUCAAUGCUCUUGCUAAAAAUAACCCCACCGUCGCUGAUUUCUCAAAUACCUCCAGUCUUGUUCAAGUUGCUCAAGGCGGAAGAGCUUAUCCUCAAGCCGCUUGUUUACCCUUAGCUUUCAACGAUAUCAAGCCUAAUACCAAUGUCACACUUCAAGUCGUUUACAAUGGUGGUGAUGGUCUUUUGUACCAGUGUGUGGAUGCUGUUGUAGUUGAUGCUGCCCCUAGCUUUAACAAGACCAUGUGUGUCAAUGCCGAUGGCUCGGAUACCAGCUCAGUCUCUUCUUCCGCUCCUGCUGCUUCCGCCACAGGUACUUCCGCCAGUCAAGGUAGCACCACUCAAAUGGCUUACGGUUUGACAUUUAUUGUCGCCGUCUGUAUCUCUGUCUUGCUUGUUUAAUUUGACAUUACUCUCCCUUUAUAUCAUCUCUCGUUACAUUAUAAUAAUAAUAAAAAAAAAAUCACAUUUCUGCUUUCGAUGGUUC
Mucor mucedo is the source of this 865-nucleotide messenger RNA. RefSeq lists its product as uncharacterized. The record is from RefSeq and is a predicted model, not a curated record. Bases 154 to 780 code for a protein of 208 amino acids. The transcript has 2 exons. NCBI's taxonomy places the organism in Eukaryota, Fungi, Mucoromycota, Mucoromycetes, Mucorales, Mucoraceae.